Molecule: messenger RNA, 1535 nt
Organism: Magnolia sinica
Lineage: Eukaryota; Viridiplantae; Streptophyta; Magnoliopsida; Magnoliales; Magnoliaceae
Product: mitochondrial phosphate carrier protein 3, mitochondrial-like
Exons: 6
Coding region: 98-1213 (371 amino acids)
Biological process (GO): mitochondrial phosphate ion transmembrane transport
Cellular component (GO): mitochondrial inner membrane
Molecular function (GO): phosphate transmembrane transporter activity
Source: RefSeq, a predicted model, not a curated record
CAGAUCGAUCUCGUUGGACAGGGUCGGCGUUCAGCUCCCAUUUUCUGUCGCCAAACCCCGACUCUCUCUCUCUCUCUCUCUCUCUCUCUCUCUCUCAAUGGCUCUCUCUGAAAGCUCUCGCCAAUCCCUCCUUCCUUCCUAUCUCUACUCAUCUCCUUCGUCCCAAGGCCUAGAUCUGCAGAAAUUCCUCCAGAGAAACCCUAGCUUCACGUCGUCUCCAUCUCCAUCUCCCUCAAAUGGAGUUCCUAAGGCCUUCAUCGUUCCAGCGCCAAGCGAGCCCGGCAAGAUCGAGAUGUAUUCACCGGCUUUCUACGCCGCCUGCACCUUCGGUGGUAUCCUAAGCUGCGGCCUUACUCACACGGCCGUCACGCCUCUCGAUCUCGUCAAGUGCAACAUGCAGAUUGACCCUGCAAAGUACAAGAGCAUCUCCUCUGGCUUUGGCGUGUUGCUCAAAGAGCAGGGACUUAGAGGUUUCUUCAAGGGUUGGGUGCCAACACUGCUUGGUUACAGUGCUCAGGGUGCCUGUAAGUUCGGCUUCUAUGAGUUCUUUAAGAAAUACUACUCUGACAUUGCUGGGCCAGAGUAUGCAGCCAAAUACAAGACCUUGAUCUAUCUUGCGGGUUCUGCAUCUGCUGAAGUGAUCGCCGAUGUUGCCCUUUGCCCAAUGGAGGCAGUUAAGGUCAGGGUGCAAACUCAGCCUGGAUUUGCGAGAGGAUUGUCUGAUGGGUUGCCUAAGUUUGUUAGAUCUGAAGGCGUUCUUGGGUUGUACAAGGGAAUUGUUCCUCUUUGGGGACGUCAAAUUCCAUAUACCAUGAUGAAGUUUGCAUCAUUUGAAACCAUUGUAGAGAUGCUAUACAAGCACGCCAUCCCUACACCAAAGGACCAGUGCAGCAAACCUUUUCAACUGGGUGUGAGCUUUGCUGGUGGCUAUGUUGCUGGUGUCUUCUGUGCCGUUGUUUCUCACCCUGCUGACAAUCUCGUGUCUUUCCUGAACAAUGCGAAGGGAGCAAGCGUGGGUGAUGCUGUGAAGAAACUUGGAUUGUGGGGUCUCUUCACCCGUGGUCUUCCUCUUCGAAUCGUCAUGAUUGGAACCCUGACAGGUGCACAAUGGGGGAUCUACGAUGCCUUCAAAGUUUUCGUUGGCUUGCCAACCACGGGUGGGGUUGCUCCGGCGGCAGCUGCUGCACCUGCUCAAGAACUUGCAAAAGUGUAAUAGCUUUGCCUGAUCUCAGGCAAAUGGCCAUUGUAUGUUGAACCUGUGGAGGGGAAAAAGAAGACUCGGAACCAUGGUAAUAAACAGUAGGUAUUUUGCUGACACUGCUUGUUUCAAUGCCAAGUGGGUAUUGUAUUCUUUUUUGAAACAUAGUAUUCUUUUCAACCUUUUUUUUUUUUUUGGAAUUUUAGGAAGGGUGGUUUUGAUCUCACCCUUCCAACCUCGACGGAACUUGUUGGACACAGAGUAGGAUGUUCUGGCAUUAGAAAUGAAACUGAAAUAACGACAGAUUGGGAGUAGGAUCUGUCUGUUUGUACUUGAA